GACCGUAGAGUUGCAGAGGAGAGUUGAGUUUACUCCAUUUGUCCUUCCCAAACUCCAAAUUUGUGUUCAACACAAUUCCUAUUCUUGGAACACAACUACAUAUGAUACUACACAAUUCCUACAUAUGACCACCACCACCACCAACACCACCACCCGACACCGCUCCUAGUUGAAACUCUUUCUCUUUUUGAUACCCGUAUGAAUGGCUUGGAGAGUGGUGGGGAAGAAAGGGAUUCAUCAUGCCAGCCUUAUUAGAGCUCUGGCUUCAACAUCACUGGGGCAUGCAGCAGAGUUAACUUUGGCUUCUAGUCUUGGUUCUGCAGUAAAAUCAGUUUCAUCUGCAGAGUUCUCUGUUAAUUCAUUGCUAUGGGGUCCUCGAUAUUGCAAAGUUUUGACCACUGAUCCUUUCACAAGGUGUUUUCAUGCAAGCACAAACCUGCUGACUAGAAGAAGAAUUGAUGAGCUUUCUGGUUUAAAGAUCGCUGGGAGAGAGAAACCAAAAGGAAAGUUUGCCAAGAGGAAAAAGACUGAGCCCCCUGUUGAAGCUCCAUAUGUUCCUAAACUUAAAAGAAUUACCAAAUCCUUACAAGAAAAAACAGUUGAAAUAUUUGGUGGCAUGACUCUUGUUGAGCUCGCUAAAAGAACUGGUGAGCCAAUAGCUGCUCUGCAAGGUAUUCUUGUAAACGUUGGGGAAAAGGUUGAUUCAGAGUUUGACACUCUAAAUAUCGAUGUUGCGGAACUUGUUGCAAUGGAAGUAGGGGUUAAUGCCAGGAGGAUACAUGCCAGUGAAGGUCAGGAGAUUCUUCCACGACCACCUGUUGUGACAGUGAUGGGUCAUGUUGAUCAUGGGAAAACAUCUCUUUUAGAUGCAUUACGUCAAACAUCAGUGGCGGCACAAGAAGCUGGAGGCAUAACUCAGCAUAUUGGUGCUUUUGUUGUGGGCAUGACCUCAGGAGCCUCAAUUACAUUCCUUGACACUCCUGGUCAUGCUGCAUUUAGUGCCAUGCGAGCAAGAGGAGCAGCAGUCACAGAUAUAGUUGUUCUAGUUGUUGCUGCAGAUGAUGGAGUAAUGCCACAAACCCUUGAAGCCAUGUCCCAUGCAAAGGCAGCUGAUGUGCCUAUUGUUGUUGCAAUUAAUAAAUGUGAUAAGCCAACUGCUAACCCAGAGAGAGUAAAACUUCAGCUUGCUUCAGAGGGCUUGCUAUUGGAGGAGAUGGGUGGGGAUGUUCAGAUUGUUGAAGUUUCAGCAAUGAAGAAAAUUGGAUUGGAUAAGUUGGAAGAGGCAUUGCUCCUUCAGGCUGAGAUGAUGGACCUAAAAGCACGCAUUGAUGGGCCUGCCCAAGCUUAUGUGGUGGAGGCUAGACUUGAUAAGGGACGUGGUCCGUUAGCCACAGCAAUAGUAAAGGCAGGGACUCUGGUCUGUGGGCAGCAUGUGGUUGUGGGCUCUGAGUGGGGUAGAAUAAGAGCUAUCAGGGAUAUGGUGGGGAGAUUGACAGAGUGGGCCAGACCUGCAAUGCCAGUUGAGAUUGAAGGGCUGAAAGGCCUACCAAUGGCUGGUGAUGAUAUUGUGGUUGUGGAAUCUGAAGAGCGAGCUAGAAUGCUCAGUGAAGGGAGGAAAAAGAAAUUUGAAAAAGACAGACUCAGGAAGAUUAGCGAGGGAAGGGAAGAAGCUUUGGAGCCAUCUGAAGAUGUGCCUCAGAGGGUUGAAAUGCCAAUAAUUGUAAAAGCAGAUGUCCAGGGCACCGUCCAGGCUGUCACAGAUUCAUUGAGAACCUUAAAUAGUCCCCAGGUUUUGGUGAAUGUAGUCCAUGUUGGUGUGGGGCCUAUUUCACAGUCUGAUGUUGACUUAGCUCAAGCAUGUGGUGCAUGUAUAGUUGGGUUCAAUAUAAAAAGCCCCCCUAGUACUGUCAAUCAAGCAGCCACUCAAGCCAGUAUAAAGAUAGUGUUACAUCGGGUGAUCUAUCACCUUCUGGAGGAUAUUGGCAAAUUGAUAGUGGAGAAGGCCCCUGGCACUUUUGAGACUCAAGUGGCAGGGGAGGCUCAGGUGCUGAAUAUCUUUGAGCUCAAAGGAAGGAGCAAAUCCAAGGGAGAUGAUGUGAAGAUUGCUGGUUGCCGGGUGAUUGAUGGACGUGUCACCAAAUCAUCAACCAUGAGGCUUUUGAGGAGUGGAGAAGUUGUAUUUGAAGGGUCUUGCAUAUCACUAAAGCGGGAGAAGCAGGACGUUGAGGCAGUAGGGAAGGGGAAUGAGUGUGGACUUGUGAUUCGUGAUUGGGAUGAUUUCCAGAUUGGAGACAUCAUCCAGUGCUUGGAGCAAGUAAUUAGAAAACCCAAGUUCAUUUCCUCAGAGAGUGGAGCUGUUCGAAUUGAGUGUUGAAGGUACAUCACAUUGAAACCUUUAACAUAACGUUCACCAUCAAACUCAAUAAUUUUCCUUUUUUCAUCAACUGUCUGCUACUGCAUUGGAGAUUUUUGUCAAAUUGUAUUCUUUACCUGGACUCGCUAGAGGGCACAAACCUUAAGAGGGUUAAGGCUGGCAGCAGUCAGCAGAGAUUUUUGAACAUUCCAAAUUGUUAGAUGAUACUGAUACUUACAUUCAUAACUUACUAUUUAUAAAAAUUUUGUUGUAAACUCGACAGAUCUUAUUGCCAAUUGUACCAUAAAAUAAUGUUGCAAUU
Rubroshorea leprosula is the source of this 2675-nucleotide messenger RNA. Lineage: Eukaryota; Viridiplantae; Streptophyta; Magnoliopsida; Malvales; Dipterocarpaceae. The record is from the annotation of a GenBank genome assembly.